Molecule: messenger RNA, 966 nt
Organism: Fonsecaea erecta
Lineage: Eukaryota; Fungi; Ascomycota; Eurotiomycetes; Chaetothyriales; Herpotrichiellaceae
Exons: 3
Coding region: 1-966 (321 amino acids)
Cellular component (GO): plasma membrane; fungal-type vacuole
Source: RefSeq, a predicted model, not a curated record
AUGCCUUCGAACGCGACAACGCACCAGCAACGUCGCUUUUGCACCGAAAUCACCCCCGACUGCCCUCUCGAGCUCACCACAUAUGGCUAUUACCCCAAUCUCAGCGUGAACUCGUUCUUCAUUGCUCUUUUCGCCCUCUGCUUGCUGCUGCAGCUGGGUCUCGGCACGUGGCGGCGGACAUGGACAUACCUUGUUGCACUCUCCAUUGGUUGCUUCGGCGAGGCGGUGGGAUAUAUCGGGCGGCUGAUCAUGCACCACAACCCGUGGAGCGGUGCUGGCUUCAAGACACAGAUCUGCUGCCUGGUCCUGGCGCCCAGUUUCCUCGCCGCGGGCAUCUAUGUCACUUUGAAGCAUCUGGUCAUAUACUGCGGUGCAGAGAACUCGAGGUUGAAACCCCGGCUCUAUCCCUGGAUCUUCAUCGGCUGUGACUUUGGGUCAAUUGUGCUCCAAGCCAUUGGUGGAGGCGUGGCAGCCGGGGCCGGCGACCGUGAUGCGAACCCGAAGUUGCUGCACGCGGGAAAUGGAUUGAUCGUGGCGGGCAUUGCGUUCCAAGUGGCAACCAUGGGUGUCUGUGGGCUUCUCAUGAUCGACUACUAUAUCCGAUUCCAACGUGCAAAGAAGAUGAAGUCAUCAGCGACGAUGGAGAGCGAGUACGAGAAGAAUCUGUCUUCGCCUAUCUUGUCACGCAACUUUCGGAUUUUCUGCUUUGCGCUUGGGCUGGCCUUCACUACCAUAUUCAUCCGUUGCAUCUACCGUCUGCCCGAGAUGGCAGGAGGAUGGGGAGGCCCGCUGAUGAGAAUCGAGACCGAGUUCCUCAUCCUCGAUGGAAUGAUGGUGGGCAUUGCGUGUGUCCUCCUGACCGUUUUCCACCCCGGCUUCUUUUUCGAGCCGAUGAGGAAAUUCAAGAGACCAGCCUCUGUUGCGGAGCCCGUGGAGCAGCCCGAAACAGUGGAGAGCAAAUCAUGA